This is a messenger RNA of Emiliania huxleyi CCMP1516, 822 nucleotides long. RefSeq lists its product as hypothetical. Gene Ontology annotation, cellular component: cytoplasm; nucleus. Bases 1 to 822 code for a protein of 273 amino acids. The record is from RefSeq and is a predicted model, not a curated record. NCBI's taxonomy places the organism in Eukaryota, Haptophyta, Isochrysidales, Noelaerhabdaceae. Gene Ontology annotation, molecular function: protein binding. The transcript has 3 exons.
AUGGAAGCUGCCAUGGCAAGCGCCUCUGCUCGUCUUGCGCCGCUCGCCGAGGCUGCCAUCACGCCGCCUCACGAGGCUGGGCAUGAGGCGGCGGAGCGCGGCGACGCUCUUCAUCUGGGCUCCACGCCGUUGCACGAGGCGGCGGAGCGCGGCGAGGCAGCUCAGCUGGCGUUCCUGCUUUCCAUGGGCGCGCGAGCGGAUGCGGUAGACACGGACGGGCAGACGGCCUUGCAUGUCGCUGUCUCUCACGGGCAUUUGCAAGCCGUCGAAGUCCUUACGAGGCAGACUCCGUGCAGAGAGAUUGGCCUUCCGGACGUCUACCGCAUGACGCCGAUUCACAUGGCCGCCGAGCUCGAGGAGUCCGGCGAGGACAUGGUGGCCCUGCUCCUGGCUCGAGGUGGCGACGAGGUCAUGCGCCGUCGCUCUAGCAUGGGCUCAGCCGGCAGCCCGCGCCGCUCGUCGAGCAUCGGCCUGGGAAGCCCGCGCCAGCCCACCACACCUAGCACUCCGUCGCCGCGCCGCGCCGCGUCUCCCUCCUUCCUCUUCCGCUCCGGCGGCUCCGAGGUGUCGAACGCCUCGAGGACGACCUGCGCCUCGGACGACUCCAUCUCCUUCAUCGCACUCGAGCACGACAACGCCUCCGUCCGGAGGAUGAUCCGCCGCGCGUCAAAGGGGCUACCCACUCCGCUGCCCGGCUGCUUCUCCUCCAUCGACGACUCCAUCGACGACUCCUCCUCCCCCACUCCCCGAGGCGCCUCGCUGCAGGAGGUGCUCAAGGGCUGGAAGCAGCAGAACCUCAAGAAGGCGUGCGGCCUCUUCUGA